AUGAAUGAUGAUAAUUCAGAUGGCAAGACAGAAAAUGAAUUGCAAUCCUUAUUUAUCAGUGAUAAAAAUGGAAAUAAGUAUCCAUACAAUCAAAAAUCACCACCGACACAAAAUUCUUCACCUAGUAAUGUGAAUUGGAAUUCUGCCAACCCAGAUGACAUGGCGAUUGAUUAUGAACCCAUUCCUGCUAUGGACAGUGGUGGAAAUAUUUCUUUAAACUAUCAGUGUGUUAAAGUACUUGAUCACCAAAAGUCUUCAAGUGAUUUUAUUACUAAGGGAAUGUUAGAUAUUCACAAAGAUUUCAUCUGUCAGACUUCUGCACACUUUUUAAAUACAGAAGAGCCCUUGUACUUGCAUAAUAAUGGCCAUUCCCUAGGAGAAGUUCCAGACCAUAGUGUUGAGCCAUCGCUGCCUUUUGUGUGGAAGCCUAAUGAUGAUCUGAACUGUACAGGCCACCCUAUUGUGUCGGAACUAAACCAAACAUUUGACUUAAAAGAAGAUAAAGUUAACUGCACCUUUAUAAUACAUCAUGAUGUUGACAAGAGUCCAUCUUUUCAUACCACUGGAAGUCUACAACCAACUGGUAUGAGAGUUGGAAAUACAUCUUUAUCCUGCUCUACUCUGUCUUCCCAUUCUGAUAAGACACAUGUGAGAGAAAAGAGUUACACUAAACAGAGCUUUGAAAACUCCCUAGAUGUAUCAUCAGAAGCCCAAGAUACAACUUACACAGUAUUUCCUGAUAUGGUGAUGCAAACUGAUGUUGUUGUUCCAGAUAUUGGAAAUCAGUGUCAAUAUUCUUCAGGAAAGGUUACCAGUGAGUACACAGAUGGCCCACAGCAAGGACUAGUUGGAGAACAACAGAUACAAGCUCUAACACCAGUUUCUGAUGGCAUGGAUGUUCCCAAUGGGUCUGCAUUACAAGAGUUCUUUUGUUUAUCUAAAGAUGAACCAAAUAGUGAGACACAUUCAAAGAGCUCAUAUGGGCAAAAGGAAAUGGGCCAAACUCUAAGAGAAACAGUGUCCGAUUGUCUUAUAGAUGAUGAAUGCCCUUUACUAGUGCCAGCUUUUGAUAAAACUAAAGUCCAAGUGCUGAACCCAGAGCAUAAAAUCACUCUGACUGAAGACACACAAACUGCUUCCAGUGAGAAGGAUGUGGGAGCCCAAAACGGUACCUUAGAAUUAAGUAGUCCACUGGGACAGAAGGUGGCGUCAUCAUUUGAAGUGUCUUGGAAUGCAAAUGAUAUGUUCACUAGCGCAAGUGACACCAUUUGCAUGUCAACACCAGUCCUUGAAUCCGCAAAUGCAACUUUUUCUAUUUCACCUAUUGAAGCAACAGAGAAAUGUAGUAAAGUGGAGGAGAGUAAUCAAGAACUUAGAAGUUCAUUGAACUUGAAGGAAACAUCAAUGACCAUAUCUAAAACUAGUCUAGGAAAAUCAACAACCAAAACUAAUACUCCUAUAGGCAGAAAAGUUAGAAAAACUGAAAUUAUAAGUUACCCAAGACCAAACUUUAAGAAUGUCAAAGCAAAAGUUAUGUCUAGACCAGUGUUGCAGUCCAAAGACCCUGCUUUAUCAAAGGUCACACCCAAAUCUCAGGUGACCAGUGCCUCAUCCCCCCCAUCAGUGUCUUCCUCAAGACACUUGAGAGCUUUGAGCAAAACACCAAGAUCUGAUUUGAAUGCAGACACAAAAGCAGAAAUCCUAAUUAACAAGACACAUAAGCAGCAAUUUAAUAAACUCAUUACUAACCAGGCUGUGCAUGUUACAACUCAUUCUAAAAAUGCUUCACACAAGGUUCCAAGAACAACAUCUCCUGUGAAAUCAAAUAAGGAAGAUGUUGACAAAGCAAGUUCUUCUAAUUCAGCAUGUGAGACUGGGUCUGUGGCUUCGUUUUUUCAGAAGAUCAAAGGCAUACUCCCUGUUAAAAUGGAAAGCACAACAUGUCUGGGAAUGACAUAUGUUUCCAACAUUGAUCGGAUUAGCCCUGAAAAGAAGGGUGAAAAAGGAAAUGGGACACCUAUGGAAAAACAAGAGCUAAAAAGGGAAAUUUUAAAUGAAACCUUUGAAUACAGUUCUGCCUUUUUGGGCUCUGCGUCAAAAACUGCAACCACCUCAGGUAGGAGUAUAUCCAAGCCUGACACCUCCAGCUUGAGGAAAACACCUGGUCCAAAAGCCAAAGUGGGACCUUCUGUUUCUUGUCUGAGGCGAAAUAGUGACAGUAGAAAUCUCAAUUCUGAUCGAGCCCUGUGUUCUCAGAGGAUCAGGCGUGUAUCCAGUUCUGCUGGUAAUGCUGCUGUCAUCAAGUAUGAGGAAAAGCCUCCAAAACCAGCGUUUCAAAAUGGUUCCUCUGGAUCCUUAUAUUUGAAGCCUUUGGUACCCAGAGCUCAUGUACACUUACUAAAAACUCCUCCAAAAGGUCCUUCAAGAAAAAAUGUUUUUACAGCUUUUAAUGCAGUUGAAAAGGGCAGGCAAAAGAAUCCCAGAAGUUUAUGCACCCAGACACAGACGUCUCCAGAUGUGCUGUCUGCUGAAAAAACACUUGAAUUGGCUCAGUAUAAAGCAAAAUGUGAAAACCAGAGAGGAUUUAUCCUGCAGCUCAAGCAGCUGCUUUCCUGUGGUAAUACCAAGUUGGAAGCAUUAAUCAUUGUGAUUCAGCACCUACUAUCUGAGCGGGAGGAAGCAUUGAAACAACACAAAACCCUAUCUCAAGAACUUGUUAACCUCCGGGGAGAGCUAGUCACUGCUUCAACCACCUGUGAGAAAUUAGAAAAAGCCAGGAAUGAGAUACAAAUAGCCUACGAAGGAUUUGUCCAGAAGCUAAACCAGCAGCAUCAGACUGAUCUAACAGAGCUAGAGAAUCGGCUUAAAGAAUUUUACACCGGGGAGUGCGAAAAGCUUCAGAAUAUUUAUAUUGAAGAAGCAGAGAAGUAUAAAACUCAGUUGCAAGAGCAGUUUGACAACUUAAAUGCUGCCCAUGAGACCUCUAAAUUGGAAAUUGAAGCUAGCCAUUCAGAGAAAGUAGAAUUGCUAAAGAAGGCAUAUGAAACCUCCCUUUCAGAAAUCAAGAAAAGCCAUGAAAUGGAAAAGAAAUCACUUGAGGAUCUGCAUCACGAGAAACAGGAAUCACUAGAGAAACAAAUCAACGAUCUGAAGAGUGAAAAUGAUACUUUAAAUGAAAAGUUGAAAUCAGAAGAGCAAAAAAGAAUAUCAAGAGAGAAAGCAAAUUUAAAAAACCCUCAGAUCAUGUAUCUAGAGCAAGAAUUAGAAAGCCUGAAAGCUGUGUUAGAGAUCAAGAAUGAGAAAUUGCAUCAACAGGACAUCAAGUUAAUGAAAAUGGAGAAACUGGUGGACAACAACACAGCACUGGUUGACAAACUGAAGCGAUUCCAACAGGAGAAUGAGGAAUUAAAAGCUCGGAUGGACAAGCACAUGGCAAUUUCAAGGCAACUUUCCACUGAGCAAGCUGUUCUGCAGGAGUCGUUGGAGAAGGAGUCAAAAGUCAACAAACGGCUGUCCAUGGAGAACGAGGAGCUGCUGUGGAAGCUGCACAAUGGGGACUUGUGCAGCCCCAAAAGGUCUCCCACGUCCUCGGCCAUCCCUUUCCAGUCACCAAGACACUCUGGCUCCUUCUCCAGCCCCAGCAUCUCACCCAGAUGACGCUUUCUGGAAGCUGAGAGACUACCUGGAAGCAUUUUGAUACAGGUCUGCAGAACUCACCCUACUGAUGAUCAUGGGACUAAGAGCUACAUUAGCUUACGUGUAAUUAUCGCAAUAUAACUGGAAAGUAACCACCACUGGAAUGGGCUACUUAGGAGACUGGAACUCUGGAGUAAGACUUUUGGCUCAGGCCAAAAGACUUCUCCAAAAAGGAUCUUGGAAUUCAUCUACAUGGACAUCGUUGCACAAAGCACUU
This is a messenger RNA of Orycteropus afer afer, 3913 nucleotides long. NCBI's taxonomy places the organism in Eukaryota, Metazoa, Chordata, Mammalia, Tubulidentata, Orycteropodidae. The record is from RefSeq and is a predicted model, not a curated record.